AUGUUUGCAUAUUCUGAAAAUCACCGAUGGAACUGCUAUGAAUAUGAAGCUACUGAGAAUGCUCUAGUAGAAGCCGGAAUAAAUGCACGUAUCCUAGAUUACGCACCCGGGAGAGGUGGGUUUCCUCUAAACAAAGUAGAUGCGCUUCCCAAUGCGAACAUUCAGGACUUGAAUGGCCUUGUGACGAAUGGAAUCGGAAGGGGGUGGCGAGAAGGCGUUCACAUGCGACUUACUGCUCACCCUCCCGAGAUGCCGUACGCCGAUUGCGCUAAUAGGCAACUAUUUGUACAUGAUAUCGAUCGUGUUGAAGCAUUAGAGCAUGACGAUCGUAUACAAUUCUUUAACGCUUGGGGGUUGCCAACGCUGCCAGCAGCUUUCUUGCCGCCGCAAACAGACAUGGAGAGGACAAAGCAUCAUAUGCUGGUGCCCCUCAGAUUUUCAAAUUGUUAG
Molecule: messenger RNA, 450 nt
Organism: Arctia plantaginis
Lineage: Eukaryota; Metazoa; Arthropoda; Insecta; Lepidoptera; Erebidae
Source: the annotation of a GenBank genome assembly